Candida dubliniensis CD36 is the source of this 351-nucleotide messenger RNA. It is a transcript of the gene RBR1, whose product is annotated as Rbr1p. Lineage: Eukaryota; Fungi; Ascomycota; Pichiomycetes; Serinales; Debaryomycetaceae. The coding region runs from base 1 to 351 and encodes 116 amino acids. The record is from RefSeq and is a predicted model, not a curated record. The transcript has a single exon.
AUGAAAUUCUCCACCACUUUAUUAGCUUUAACUGCCUCAAUUGCUACCGUUAUGUCUGCUGAUUCAUCAGCCGCUGCUUCUGGUGCUGGUUCUGCCGCCAAAUCUGGUGCUUCUUCAGUUGCUUCUGCUGCCAAAUCUGGUGCUUCAUCUGCAGCUUCCGAUGCCAAAUCUGGUGCUUCAUCCGCUGCUUCUGGUGCUGGUUCUGCCGCUAAAUCUGGUGCUUCUUCAGCUGCUUCUGGUGCUUCAUCUGCUGCUAAAUCUGGUGGCUCAUCAAGUGCUUCCGGUUUUGCUCCAAUUGUUGGUGUUGGUGCUGGUAGCUUGGCAGCUGUUGCUGGUCUUUUGUUGUUGUAA